This is a messenger RNA of Phragmites australis (common reed), 2042 nucleotides long. RefSeq lists its product as uncharacterized. Gene Ontology annotation, cellular component: plastoglobule; plasma membrane. The record is from RefSeq and is a predicted model, not a curated record. The transcript has 10 exons. Lineage: Eukaryota; Viridiplantae; Streptophyta; Magnoliopsida; Poales; Poaceae. The coding region runs from base 194 to 1813 and encodes 539 amino acids.
ACAAGCGAGGCCACUCACGGGUACACGUGUCACCUCCUCCACCCGUACACCUGUUACGGAUCGGGCUCCGAACCGGACCCACAGCACCUUCACACUUCGCACGCGCGCGUGGACAACCGGGGAGGAGAGCCACUACCGCACAGCCUAUCUCCUCUUCGUUCCCGACGCCGGCGAGCCACCCACCUACCCACCGAUGGCGGCGACCGUGAGAGGCGCCGCCACGCGCUCCCCUCUUCUCCUCCACCACCACCACCGCCUCCCCACGGUGGGCAGGGCCAGGAUUGGGGGUGGACGGGAGGGGCGGAGGCGGGCCGGGGCCGGGGUUAGGGUUUUCGCGCGCUACUCCCAGGCCCAGGACUUCUCCACUCGCCUCCAAGAUAGAGUUGGUGAAUUGCCUAAAUUAGUUGAGGACCUUCUCCAAACGUCGAUUAAUACGGGGCCUCGAGGUGCUUUCAGGAUGGCCCAAGGGAUCCAAGCUGUGCUUGGGGUUGGUGGGGAGUGGCUAAACGACUUCUCAAAGACAGCUAACGCAUCAGCAGGAAUUCCAGAUCAGAUGCGGCUUGGUUUGCUUUCUCCUCGUUACCUUAGAAGGCUUUUUGAGCGCAUGGGUGCAACUUAUAUCAAGCUAGGUCAGUUCAUAGCAUCUGCACCAACUUUGUUUCCUGCAGAAUAUGUUGAGGAAUUCCAGAACUGCUUUGAUCGGGCACCAGCUGUCCCAUAUGAUGUGAUUGAGUCAAUAUUGCGUGAGGAGUUACAGCGGCCAUUGGAUAGUGUAUAUGAAUACAUUGAUCCAGUGCCAAUAGCCUCUGCCUCAAUAGCACAGGUUCAUGGGGCUAGGUUGAAGAGCUCUCAGAAGGAUGUGGUGAUUAAAGUUCUAAAGUCUGGUAUUGAAGAUACUUUGGUUGCUGAUCUGAAUUUUAUCUAUGUUGUUGCUCGUGUCUUGGAGUUCCUAAACCCUGAACUACAAAGGACAUCAUUGGUAGCUAUUGUCAAGGAUAUAAAGGAAUCAAUGCUCGAAGAAGUUGAUUUUAGAAAAGAGGCUGCAAAUAUUCAGGCCUUUCAGAGCUACAUAGAUGCAAUGGGAUUUGACAGGCAGGCAAAAGCUCCAUUUGUGUACCAGCACUGUAGCACAAAACGUGUGCUGACUAUGGAAAGAUUGUAUGGUGUUCCACUUACUGAUCUUGAUUCAAUAAGGUCUCUUGUUCCUGAUCCUGAGUUGACUUUAGUCACUGCCCUUAAUGUCUGGUUUGGAAGCUUGAUAUCCUGUGAAUCCUUCCAUGCAGACGUGCAUGCAGGAAACCUAUGGUUGCUCCGUGAUGGGAGAAUUGGAUUUAUCGAUUUCGGAAUUGUUGGUCGAAUAUCUCCAAGGACUUGGGCUGCUAUGGAGGUCUUUCUGGCUUCUUUUGCAACUGAGGAUUACAAUGCUAUGGCUUCUGCCCUUUCUGAGAUGGGUGCUACAGGGAAGGAUAUAAAUAUUAAUGAAUUUGCAGAGGACCUGCGAAAGAUAUUCUCAUCAAUACAGGACUUGGAUACUGAAAUCAUAGUCGCAACAGCAAGAGGACCUGAUGCUACAGCCGUAUCUGCUAAUGUUGUCCUUGACGAGAGACAGAUGAAUGCACUAUUUCUUGAUCUGGUUAGGGUUAGCGAGUCGUAUGGGCUGAAAUUUCCUCGGGAGUUUGCUCUUCUCAUGAAGCAGCUUUUGUAUUUUGAUCGUUAUACAAGAUUGUUGGCUCCCAGCAUGAACAUGCUGCGAGACGAGAGAAUCAACAUCACCACCGAUCGACAACCCAGAAGAACGAAUCAAUUUCAGUAGCGCUACCUCAAUAGUCAUAUACUAGAGAAGUUCUUGUAAUGAAGCGAUAGUUAGCAAGCUCAUGCGACCGAAUACUGUAUAUAGUUUUGCCAGACCAGCAUAGAAAUGAACCACAUACAAGGAAUCUUGUACACUUCUUCAUAUUGUGGAAUUUGGCGUUAUGCCAUAGCAACUAGGCAACAUGUCAAAAGCUGUAUGUCACGAUCAAAGUAAAUUUUAGUAGACUGAA